UUUUUGCCAGGGACGGGUGUUCUGAAGCAAAAAUAGAAGUUCCCUUUCCUUUCUGGACUAUCAACAAGGAGCUUUCCCUCUCCGGACUCCGGAGUGGUAAAAUCCCGCAUAUGAUAUCGUAAAAAGGAAUCGAAGAACUCGAGAACUGGAUUGAUCGACCAGUUCUGGCGUAGAAUGCAUCGAUUAAGGAGUUACGGAACCUCAAUUUUUGGACCUCUGGCCAUGCCUCGCUUGAGAAGGAAGGCUUUGAACUCUUGGUCUGCUGUUCAGGACACCUAUUUUUCGACCAAAGACAUUUUUGAGAGACACAGGGUGGUAUUUACAAUCUCAACUUCUUUAGCAUCAAUUGCUACUGCAUGGGUUGGUUAUUCUCUUAGAUACCUUCAUCAAGCUAAAGUUGAGGAAAGGCUCGAGUCAAUUGAAAAGGCUAUGAAAAAAAACUAUCAUAUUGAACAUGCUGAAAUAAAGAAGAUUGUUGGUUCAGGAAGCAUCAGUACUACAACUUGCAUUGCCACUGCAGGAACCUCUUUGAUUAUUGGGUAUGGCUUGGGUUGGCGAGGUGGAAAAUGGUACGCAAAUAGGAAGUUCCGAAGGGAGCAAAUGAAAUUGUUGGGGCAGAUAAAGCCUAAAAGGUGGCAAUUCCAAUUCCUAAGAAGACCAUAUUCAAAAACCAGAUUAACAGAAAGUUCAACUAGAAAUUCUGAAGCCAUGCACAACGGGUUUACUACCACUCUUGGUUCCCGGCAAGCCCCACAGUCAUGCUGAGAGUUAUGGUGUUUGCCUUUUGUAAUUGUUUGGAGGGAGAGGGGUGGUUAAUAAAUUUACUGAAAUACAACUAGUCCUUAUACCCUUUUAACAGGUGUGUCAACCUGUGGCCUUGCACUAGGAAACUAAUUCAUUGUAGUAUGCUCCCAUAAAACAAAAAUUCAGUUAAAAUUUCUUGUUUGCUUUAGUCAAUUGUCACAAACCGGAAAUGUUUACAAUAAUGAAAACAAUGGAGUUGAAGAUUCUUGGGCCUAGA
Nelumbo nucifera (sacred lotus) is the source of this 1021-nucleotide messenger RNA. RefSeq names its product triacylglycerol lipase-like protein. The record is from RefSeq and is a predicted model, not a curated record. NCBI's taxonomy places the organism in Eukaryota, Viridiplantae, Streptophyta, Magnoliopsida, Proteales, Nelumbonaceae.